Messenger RNA from Besnoitia besnoiti, 1056 nucleotides. RefSeq lists its product as uncharacterized. The coding region runs from base 1 to 1056 and encodes 351 amino acids. Gene Ontology annotation, cellular component: cytosol. The record is from RefSeq and is a predicted model, not a curated record. NCBI's taxonomy places the organism in Eukaryota, Apicomplexa, Conoidasida, Eucoccidiorida, Sarcocystidae. Gene Ontology annotation, molecular function: ribosome binding; RNA binding; translation initiation factor activity. The transcript has a single exon. Gene Ontology annotation, biological process: translational initiation.
AUGCGAUUGGGAAUUCUCCACCGUGUCUGUAAUGUCAGUCUGGCCCUGCUGCUGUUUUUUUCGCUAAAACCGAGCAAUGGCCUUGAGGCUGGGUCUGUUUACGCGCAGUCUCGCUCGGUCUUGCUGCCGUUCCCUCCCGGAAGGCACUCACACCUCGAUGGCCUCCAAGGUUCCAGCGGGAGGCUCUCCUCGGAAUCUCCUCUCGCUUCCUGCAGUCAUGCGUUGCCGAGUUUUACCAGCUGCUCUCUGGCAACCGGGACUCUGAUUGGGGAUAACGACGCGCACAUUUGUGCGAGUCCCUGGCGAAAGGAUCAGGCAUAUUCCGCAGACCUCAGAAUCCAGCCGGAAGGUCCGCCGCAGGCGUUCAGAAACCCGCGGCGGCAGGGACCUGCCUUCUGUACGAGCUUCAUCGGCAAUGCCCAGCGUGUCUGCGGGUAUCAUGUAACAGAAGCGCGGUCGCCAUUAAGUCAUCAGCUUAUGUCUGCAGCAACUAUGUCGACCCCGCUAUCUGCCAGAUGCCCGGUCGGGGUGUCGACGGGAAAGUUUGAUCGUACAUCCUGUAUUUAUAAUGCACCCCUAGUUCGCGCGUUUCUUCAGUUAGCCCCUCAGGGUGUUCAGGUCGUCAGUGGUCUUCGCUUUUCGCGCUCGUCCCUGCUCGGCAGCAGGAGUAGCACAAGCAACCCGAAGCAAGCCGCGGCCCGCCAAGCAAGUCGAGGAAGUGGCAAACGCGGCACGAGCACAUUUUCAGCUUCAGGAAGGAUCGUGUCAGCGUUGCCGGGAGGUUCCUUUCUUGUGGAGCUGGAGGCAGUUUCUACUCCGGCAAGGACCGCUGCAUCUUCUUCUCAGCCAUAUUCGCCGGCGCCAAUCGUUACACCUCCUGCCCUGGUGGGGAAGCAAAUGCUGUGCAGCUUGGGGGGCAAGCUUCGUUUAAACCGGAUACGCGUGCAACUGUAUGAUUUGGUGGACAUUGAAUUCUGUCCUCUCGACCCCUCACGCGGAAGGAUCGUCUACCGCCGCAAGUCGGGAGCAGACUCCGCGGCCUCGCAACCCAAGUGA